CAAAAGGAUGAACUAUUACCCGGAAGUACAUGGUUUGGAGUCGCAAGACUGCGCGUUUAGGACGAGCGUCGUUUCCGAUUUAGUUUAAAUAUUAAGAAUUAUGAAUGAACUUGUGCACGAAGAAUAUUAGUGUAGCAUAAAUAUAGUCAAUAUAACUUUAAUUUUUAUAGUUUACCUUAAAACUGAACUGGUUUUCUCUGCAAAUCGCGUUUGCAUGCUAGCUAGCUUAGCCUCAAACGCUAUCGUGCGUACCCCUGGUCAAAUUGAACUUGAAACGACUACGAGUUGUUUUUUUUUUAAACAAUGGACGGUUUGACAACUCCAUACGAAGAUGACUCGGUGACGGAGUUCAUGGAGUGUUCGGUAUGUGAAGUAUCCUUAAGAGGACUCAGUUUGUAUAAGAUACACUUAACGACGCCGGGACACUUAAAGGUACGAUGAUGAUGAUUGAAGCAAAUUUCAUUAUCCUUGUACAUUAGCAAUCGAGCCACAAAAGGGAGCUCAGUAAAGUCCAGAGUCUGUAUUUAGGUGCUUCUUCUGCAUUGUACUACGUCAAUGGGAAGUUUAAAGUAUAAGUAGCUGAAAGACUGAGAGCCAACAGUAUAUGUUUGAAAAUUAUAUUAAAAAAAAAAGUCAAUUGCCUUAAAAAAAUACCACGUCCUCAUGUAAACGGAUUUCAGGAAACUUGCGUUAUAAUGCUAUACAUAUGUUGACUCGCAUGGUAUUUUCUGGGAACUGGAUGUAUUACCUUUAACAUUUAUGACAAUGCAACUAUUGUUUCACAGUUAAAAGACAAUGAGCAAAGCAGGUCAAGACUAUUUACGAGUCUCCUUUACAUAUCCCAUUCAAGCUGCCAUUUCCCAACAUUUGCCCACUCUAAUCACUGAUGGCACCAACUCAAGUUUUUAGCUUUGCAGGUAGAGCCAUAGUGACAGGAACAGCAAGAAAGAGGCUUUCUGGACAUUGAUCAAUAACCAGUGACCAAGAGAUAAGGUGUUCUUCAUCUUUUCACGACAUUGCUGAACUGCUUGACUAUCAGACUUGAAGAAAUGGUGGUCUUGAUGAGCAUGUUCACGAAAGAGAAGAUUCUGUUCAGUCUUGGCAUGUGCAGCUUGCUUUCCACUCUGCAGCCAUUUGUCGCCUUGAUACCGCAAUGUACCGCUACCAAUUGACUUGAAGUGCUUCAGACUCUUGAUGUAGAACAUCAAGCCCCUACACAGGACACCUCAAAUUAUAACCCACAAGUUUUGCGACCUGUCCAGUUUCAAGGAAGCAGUCCAACCUCCAUACUCAGGUGUUCCAUUUUUGGGAGGUUCAUGACGAGUUUUGAAGCUAACACCUCUAGUCCUGGCCAACUGAGUUUUUACGCUCACAACUUUCUUCAUCUGACUCCUUGAUGUUUGUCUUGUCUUCUCUUGGACACUUCUGGGAUCCACCCCUCUCGAGUACCCGAAGGCAUCAAGCAACAUCUUGUUCUUUUAAACAAAAACGUUUCUAAGUAUGUAGGACUUGGUAAGUUUAGUCAACAAAUUCACUUUGUCUGCUCACCUUCCAAGUCAGUACAAUCGGAUUCGGUCCUCUCCCACAACCUUAUUGGCGUUCUCGCCACCACGCCUCUGCUCAACACUGAUUUUUUUUUUUAUUGCUCUCCUUUCAUCCCUGGCAGAAGGAGGAUGCUGCCGUCGCCGCUGGUCACAUGGUCCGAGAACAAAUCAUACCAAAGUUCAACGAUAUUUUACAAUACGUGGAUUACCUGAAGCUUGACGAGCCAGUGAUUGGUUUAAGCUUCUUGGAAGAGGUGCUGAGCGUGAAUGCGGAGCAUUCCAACAUUGGGCCCCGAUACACAUGCACGCUUUGUAAUAUCACCGCACACCCGCCGGAAAUUAUCCAUCAUGUGAUCGGGCGAAAACACAGGCAGAAAUAUAUUGAGACAAAGCGUCCGGAUCUGGUUUCCUGGGAUAAGCAAUCGGUGAUGAUGCUAACGGGAAAGAUAAUUCGCACCCGAGCGGAGAUCAUCGCCAGGCAGGACGGAAGCGGACGUCCCAAGACAAUGAAGAAUUUGGGACACAUCAUGACAAGAGUUCCCUCAUGGCAGAGGCAUACGGAAAACCCGCAGAAGCCCUCAGGCGCGCACCAACGCAAGCAGGAAUUCCAUGCCUCGGACCACGAUCGUUUUAGGGCAGAUCCAUCGAGCAGAGCCGCGUUCGUCCCAGCCGAGGCUCGCCCCAUGAAUGUGGCAGGAAGGGGACAGACUACAAACCCGUGGAAUCAGCAGAUGGCAAAGGCCAACGACUGGGUAAGGACUUCUAGCCAGGGAAAGGGUUUGGACCUGGACUAUCGUCUGGAUGAUUCUAGCACAGGAACAAAAAGGGUCGAGCCCUAUAGAGAGACCGAACGGGCUUGGGAUCAACCCGCAGAGAGUUACACCAACUACAAAAAGCAGGAGGCAAACAAUGGGUUUUUCACAGAGGAUGGAAGGCGCGUGUUUCUGCUUCCUGGUCUGGACUGUCAGCCCCCGCGUCAAGGGUAUCAGCCCCAGCGUUCUGAGUACCAGAUCCUGCGUCCAGAUGAUCAAACUCAGCGUCCAGAUUAUCAGGCCCAGCGUCUGGAGUACGAGACCCAGAGUCCCAUCUACCAGACCCAGCGUCUGGACUACCAGACCCAGCGUUUAGACCUCCAAACCCAGGGUCUUGACAUCCAGACCCAGCAUCCGGGCCUCCAAACCCAGGGUCCUGACAUCCAGACCCAGCGUCCAGGCUACCAGACCCAGCGUCCGGACUACCAGACCCAGCGUCUGGACUUUCAGUCCAAGAGCCCAGGCUUUCAAGGAGAUGACCUGCGGUGGUCUUCUGACAAGGGUCGAGAUGUGAGAGUUGGGACAAGUGUGUCGGAACCACCCAUGAGGAAUGUUUGCUUAUCUUCAGAGCGACCGGGUGAGCGUUUUCGAGAUUACAAUCAUGGCAUGUGUCAAGCGGAGUCCCUUCCAGCCAACCCCGCCGGCUUCCAGACCCCUCUGGAAGAUUCCAGAAGCAUGUCGGCCAUCCCGGAGCCUUUCCGCCGUUUCUUGACUGGUUCCGCAGGUGACGAUGCAUCUGGCAGACGCAAAAGAAAGAGCCGUUUCUCGGACGCGACGCCCGAGGAGGUGGCAGUGACCAACAGGAUGUUCAACGAUAGACCUCCGGACGUCAAACUCAGAUGUCCUCUGGAAUCAUCCGCCAGCGGAACGUCCCAGCAGGAUACCCGUAGACUGAUGCGGCAUCCCAAUCAAUUCUCACAAUCACAGCCAAACAGUCCCACACUCCUACAGAUGUCCUCUCAACGCUCCUUCCGGCAAGAGCCCAACUUUCGGAGAUCCAAAGAUGGUUAUGGCGAGGAAAGAAACGGAGGAGGAAGAAACUGGAGCAACUUGUGCGAUGGCCCGCACAUGUACCAGCAAGAAGUGUGCAGAGAGCCCAGCGACUUGGACGGAAACCUUUACGAAGGUUUUGGUCAGCAACAGAUGUACAUGACGCGUCAUCCGGAUGAGCGAGCGCAGUGUCCUGAACGCUUCCAAGGAGACGCUCUGCAGCAGCAGUUUCAGCAGCGUGACCUGCAGCCAUCCUCCCAAGGUGUUUUCAAUUCUCGCUCGCCGCCUUUGGACUUGGAAAGCCCCAUUGGGAUGCAUCGGAACCCUCAGUACUCCAAAAGUCUAGAAAAACUCAAAUCCACUAUCCUGGAAUUCAUGUCCAGGAAUUAGUCAUACAUUUAUUAUAGUGUACCAUGGCUGCAGUUUAAGUGGAAGCUUUAAAAUAAAAUGUCAUCUUUGUUGACUAUCCACCCAUCCAUUUUCUGUACUGCAUCUCUUCUUUAUGGUUGCGGGAGAGCCAGAACCCAAGUCGGCUGACUUUUGGCAAAGGGUUGGACUGGUCACUCAUUGCACCAUGCAAACUUUCAUUGCUCAUUAUUGUUCAGGAAAUGUGUAAAUAAAACAUUUGUCCACUGCA
Messenger RNA from Syngnathus acus (greater pipefish), 3983 nucleotides. RefSeq lists its product as uncharacterized. Lineage: Eukaryota; Metazoa; Chordata; Actinopteri; Syngnathiformes; Syngnathidae. The record is from RefSeq and is a predicted model, not a curated record. The transcript has 11 exons. The coding region runs from base 1697 to 3736 and encodes 679 amino acids.